Messenger RNA from Stegostoma tigrinum, 8110 nucleotides. Its product is annotated as frizzled-3. The transcript is spliced from 8 exons. Gene Ontology annotation, molecular function: Wnt receptor activity; Wnt-protein binding. The record is from RefSeq and is a predicted model, not a curated record. NCBI's taxonomy places the organism in Eukaryota, Metazoa, Chordata, Chondrichthyes, Orectolobiformes, Stegostomatidae. Gene Ontology annotation, cellular component: plasma membrane. The coding region runs from base 486 to 2489 and encodes 667 amino acids. Gene Ontology annotation, biological process: canonical Wnt signaling pathway; non-canonical Wnt signaling pathway.
CAGGCCUCGUGUCGGAGGCGUGGUGCUGCCGCUGAACGGUCAGGAUGGUGGUCGCUUGUCGGUGACGGGAGAGAGAUGCUACAGGAAGACUUCACGUACACAAUGCUGCAGGUCUCAAGAAUGCCCUGGAAUUUGGGGAAGAUCUUCUGGAACAGAAUGGGAGACAAUGUGUGGGGAUAUGGCCAAUUAAUCGAUUGUCAGAUGGACAGCAAAAUAAAGCUGCUGAAUGCCAGAACCUAAUUUUAGUGGCCUGUUAAGGAAGCAAAAUUAUUUUGUAUAAGAGAAAAAUGCUGAGAACUGCUUUUGAUGAGAUCCAGAAAGCCAUGACUGAAAGAGAGGCCAGAUCAAGUUUCAGUGUUCAAGUGAUUGGUGGCUUGAGCACGCUAACAAAGGAGAUUUAAAAAACACAAACUUUCAAUCAACAAACCUGUUUUUCUUCCACCCGUCAGCAAAUAAAGGAGUAUUUAGUGUUGAAUAUUGCUAUCAUGGCUGUGUCUGUUGGAGAGAUGUUUUGGACGCUUUGUGCAUUGUCUGCGCAUUUGGGACUGGGUGGUGGCCACAGUAUGUUUGCCUGUGAACCCAUUUCCCUGAGAAUGUGCCGUGAUCUGCCUUACAAUAUGACGUUUAUGCCAAAUCUCUUGAAUCACUAUGACCAGCAAACUGCAGCCCUGGCUAUGGAGCCAUUUCAUCCUCUUGUAAACCUGGAAUGUUCCGGAGAUCUACAGCCGUUCCUGUGUGCAAUGUAUGCCCCUGUUUGUACAGAGUAUGGCCGUAUCACACUACCGUGUCGUAAGCUGUGUCAGCGAGCAUAUGUGGAAUGUAAUAAGCUGAUGGAGAUGUUUGGAGUCCUGUGGCCAGAGGAGAUGGAGUGUAUAAAAUUUCCAGACUGUGAUGAAGCCUAUUCACGCCAGACUGACUCUCUUUUGGGUGGUGAUCCCACAGAGGAGGCCCCAAUGGCAGUGCAGAGAGACUAUGGUUUUUGGUGCCCACGUGAAUUGAAAAUUGAUCCUGAGCUUGGCUACUCCUUCCUAGGGGUCACAGAUUGUUCACCACCCUGUCCUAACAUGUACUUCAGACGUGAAGAGCUUUCUUUUGCAAGGUACUUCAUCGGUGUAAUAUCCAUCGUUUGCUUGUCUGCUACACUCUUCACCUUUCUCACAUUCCUUAUUGAUGUGAAGCGAUUCCGCUAUCCAGAACGGCCAAUCAUAUUUUAUGCAGUCUGUUACAUGAUGGUUUCCUUGGUGUUUUUUAUUGGGUUUCUUCUAGAAGACACAGUCGCGUGCAAUAGAAAUGAUCCUUCAGUUUAUAAAGCAUCUACAGUGACACAAGGUUCCCACAAUAAGGCAUGUACCAUGCUGUUUAUGAUACUUUACUUCUUCACAAUGGCAGGCAGCGUCUGGUGGGUCAUCCUGACCAUCACAUGGUUUUUGGCUGCUGUUCCCAAAUGGGGCAGUGAAGCCAUAGAGAAGAAAGCACUGCUAUUCCAUGCAAGUGCCUGGGGGAUCCCUGGAACACUCACGAUCAUUCUCCUUGCCAUGAACAAAAUUGAAGGAGACAACAUCAGUGGUGUUUGUUUUGUCGGACUAUAUGACGUUGAUGCACUGCGAUAUUUUGUUUUGGCUCCUCUCUGUCUUUACGUGGUGGUAGGUGUUUCUUUGCUACUGGCGGGUAUAAUAUCUCUGAAUCGUGUAAGGAUUGAAAUUCCACUAGAAAAAGAGAACCAGGACAAGUUGGUGAAGUUCAUGAUCCGUAUUGGGGUGUUCAGUGUACUCUACCUUGUGCCACUCCUUGUCGUAAUUGGAUGUUACUUUUAUGAGCAAGCAUUUCGUACUGUAUGGGAGACAACAUGGAUUCAGGAACGCUGUCGUGAAUAUCACAUUCCCUGCCCUUACCAGGUGACCCAGGUGAGUCAUCCUGAUCUUAUUCUCUUCCUUAUGAAGUACCUGAUGGCUCUGGUUGUUGGAAUUCCUUCUGUAUUUUGGGUUGGCAGUAAGAAGACCUGCUUUGAAUGGGCUAGCUUCUUCCAUGGACGCAAGAAGAAAGACUCUGUAAAUGAGAGUCGUCAAGUACUGCAGGAACCCGAGUUUGCUCAGUCACUGUUGAGAGACCCCAACACCCCAAUCAUCCGCAAAUCCCGAGGCACCUCUACACAAGGAACCUCCACUCAUGCCUCCUCACAGCACCUUGCCAUCAUGGAUGACCAAAGGAGCAAGGCUGGCAGUGUCCACAGUAAACCUAGCAGUUACCACGGCAGCCUGCACAGAUCAAGAGAUGGCAGAUAUACACCAUGCAGCUUCAGAGGUUUGGAUGAGCGGUUGGUGCAUGGUAGUCUGCCGAGGCUCAAUGACCAGUCCCGGCAAAGCAGCCAGCACCGCCUGAAUGACCAGUCCCGGCAAAGCAGUAUCAGGGACCUGACCAACCCAGCAACUCAUAUUACGCACGGUACCAGCAUGAACCGAGUCAUUGAGGAAGACUGCACAAGUGCCUAAAUGUAACCACCUUUCCCAGGGAAAGCAAAGGAAACAAACUUUUUAACAGAAGAUGGGAAAUGCUGUUUACAGAGCAUUUACAAGAGGAAGUUUGUUCACUGGCAGUUGUUACAAUAGGCCAACGGCAGCAAAAUAGAUAAUAGAUCUUGUUAAUUGCAGUUUCAUCUACUGUCAUUAAUGCUGACAAGAAAGUUCAGAUAGAUGCUGACAUAAAAAUGACUUGAACUCUUCUUUGAAACAACAAAAGGCAAGAUAUAUUUCAACUGAUGCAACCAAUAUAAAGACGAAAGAGAAGGAAGUUCAAAGUGGCAUCUCAUUCCUAACAGACUGCUGUUCAUUCUGGGUAUUUUGUAAAACUGGGAGGGUAGAAAGCUUGGAUUCCUCUUCAAGGACAAUGUGAUCCAAAAUGUAAAAAAAACUUAUUGUAUCAUUGCUGAGACAUCUUUAGAUGAACACAUACAUUUCUUAUGCAAAAUCUGACACCAUUCUCAUGUCUACAUGAUAGUCAAAAGGAUCAUUGUUUGGAACUGUUUUUAUUAUGUUGAUGGCUACAAUGGUAAAAACAUUAAUAGCAAACCUGUUCGUUUUCCGAACUCCCAUCUCUAAGAUUAAAUUCUGUUAUUAGAAACUGGAUGCACAGUUUGAAAGAAACAAUGAAAAGAUGUGAUAAAGUGUAAAAAUACAUUGUAUGUUCUUGAAAUGAGGUAGGUUUUGUAAAGGGGCUGAUGCACAGUUUUUUGUUUAGUUUUUAUUUGGGUCAGGAUGUUGCAAUGCUACCUCAGUGCUCCUUCUAUUAUCUGACCAUUAGGAUAAGUAACAGAUGAGGCAGCUUUGCCAAAUAACAUGUUGCUAAUUAAGGGCAGGGUUUAUGGGUGGUGAAAUGGAGUUGUGCCCAAAAAGUGCAUUUUUGGUGAUGAGUAACAAAUGCUGGCCUUGCCAACGAUGCUUACAUGCCAUGAAAAGUUUUUUUUUAAUGGGGAACUUCUUGUUACGGUGGUAUGCAAUACACCUCAAAGUUAUUGUUAUACCAUGUGAUGAGAAAGCUUAAUGGUUCUGGAAUAAUAUUGCCCCAUGCCCCCUCCCAGCACACUCUGCCACCCACCUCAAAAAUAAAAAAUAAUGUGGACAAAUGAAUUGUACUGCUGAUGGCAAGUCCUUCACCAGCAACUUUGGGUUCAUUCAUUACCUAAAAUAUCUGUUGGUGAUCCUGUUAGUGUCCUUCCAAACAAAGUAACUUUCUAAUUGCAAUUUGUCUGAAAUGAUCUGAAACAAAACUUUAAAAAUUGGAAAAACCUAGAGAUUGGGUAUCCUGCCAAACUUUGAACUGAACCUUAGCCUAAGUAGGUACUUUCAAACGUUCACCAGUAUCUUCACAAAUGUGUUUUCUGUGUAAUUAAAUGUCACAGUAAUUCUGAAAUAUCCAAUUAGUAUAAUGCAGAUGACAAAGGGCAGUGAAGGCCUCUGAGACCCUCCAACCCACCUCACUGGUGCCAUCCAUAAUUCAGUGGUGCCACUUGGAUCCCUGAUUCAAAAGAUAAAUGAAUGCAAGCUCCGUUCUCCAGUAUUGAGAACAAAAUCUAGGCCAACACUGUUUUAUGAGUACUGACAAGUUGCUGCACUGUCAGAGGUACAUUAAAUCCCAUCUUUUCCCUCAGUUUUGCAAAAACAGUAUUCCACAACGAACAUUUCUGGUCAUUAUCACAUUAAUAUCUGAGAGAUCCUGCUCAUACAAAUUACCUGCUACCUUUACAGUUGGCUGUAAAGUAUUUGAGGAUGUGCUGAGUCUGUAAAAAGUAUCAAAUGAAGUUUCUAAACAGUCUGAUCAGACUCUCAGUACCUUGUAUCUAUCUGCAUGUUAUCAUUCCUUAGUGAAUUAGGCUGGAAUAGUGAUGUAUUUAGAGAAUCAUGGAAUAUUUACACGACAGAAAAGCCACUUGGCCUGUUAUGCCCAUGCUGACUUCGAGCUACUCAACAAAUCCCACUUCUUGGGCUUUUCCCCAUAACCCUGCAUGUUUCUUCUUAGAUAAUUAUCCACUUUCCUUUAGAAAACCACUAUUAAAUCUGUUUCCACGACAUCAUCAGGAAAACAUUGCAGAUUUCUUAGCACUUACAUUAAAAGCUAUUUCUUUAUGCCUAUCUAGUCCUUUGCUAGUAAACUUAAAUUUUCCUGUUCUUGAGCUUUCGACAAAACAUUUUUCCCUGUUUAUUCUUCCUGGAAUUCUUUGGACCUUGAAUAACUCUGUGAAAUCUUCUAUAAACUUGAAAUAAAAGCAAAUAUACAGCAGGUGCUGGUAAUGUGAAAAAAGCAUAGAGAAUGCUGGAGAAAAUCAGCAAGUCUGGAAGCAUCUGUGGAGAGAGAAAGUUUGUUUUAAAUCUGGGGUUUGACUUCUUCAGAAUCUGAAGCUAUCAGACGUGCUAAGUUUCUCCAGUAUUCUCUUCAAAUUUUUGUUGACCUAAUGACUUUUCAUGACCCCAUUUUAGCCCCUAUAAUUCCAUGUUUAAGGUCUUUCCUACAUUCCUUGUAAACUUCAAAGGCUUUGUCAGUUCCCAUCCUCCUCAACCUUAUGUCCACUUCCUUUUGAGAACUGUAUUCUCUAUAUUAUUUCUCCUUGCCUUCCUACCAAAACUUGUCACUUCAUAUAUAUGCAUUAAAUUUCAACUGCCACCUAUCUACCUAUUCUAAUACUGUGGCCCAUGCUCCUUUACAGUCUGUCACUAUCCUCUUCAUUGUUUACAGUGCUUCAAAAUUGGUGUCAUUUUCAUAUUUUUAAAAUGUGCCACACAUUGACCUAGGUCAUGAAUACAGGUUAAGAAAAGCUAUGGUCUUAUCUCUAAGCACAGUGUGCCUUCAGCAAGUCUAAACCAACUAUUAACCACUGAUCGCUGUUUCCUGUCAUAAGCCACCUUAUUUUUCACAUCAACAAUUUCCUUCGAUAGGCUUCAACUGUGCUAACAUGCAUGUUAUUUGACGUUUGUUCAAACAUUUUUUGGAAGUCCAUGUGGACCACAUCAACCACAUUAUCCUUGUCAAUCCCCCUUUUUUUGAUGAAGUAACAAUCAAAUUAAACAUGACUUGUUCUUAAUUAAGGAAAGCUAUCAAAAAUUCAUUUCUUUAAACCCAGAUUAUUUCUAAAACUUCUGCCAACAAUGUUAAGGGAAUUGACCAACAUUCCCUCUAAUGUUUUAUUUGCUGCAAGGACCUCAGAGUGCCAUGUAUGGCAGCAGCUUCUGAGACCAGUAGUCUGUUUUGGAAAUGGCACUGGGACACCUGUGCAAGGAAUUUCUAAGCAUCUGUGUACCCAUACAGCUUACAGGACAUAUUGUUGGGAAUUACUUGUAGUUGCAAGGCUUAUUCCUUGCAUUUUUUUUAGUAAGACUGUGACAUUUGCAGUUUUCCACUUUUCUGGCAUCACCUACAUUUAACAAGGAUUGGAAGAUUGAAUCCAGUAACUCCACAAUUUUCACCCUUUAUCCCCAUCUAAUUUGAUUCUGGUGACUUAAAGUAGAUUUAAGUAUAGCAGACUUUCUAAUACUACUUUAUCAGUUUUUAAAGCUGUCCUUCGUCUCAACUGUUUCUUGUUUCACAAUGACUUUGGCAAUAUCAUCUUUGCUUAAGAUGAAUUCAAAGUGAUCAUGUAUUUCCUCAGUCAUGCUUUCUAUCUCUCUAUCAAUUCCAUCUUUAGUCCCGAAUCGAACCUAUUCCUCUUUACACUUCUCUCCUGCACCUCUUUCAUAAUUGUUCCUUUUUACGUCAGUUACUAGCCAUUACUCAUAUUUUCUCUUCGCUGUUAUUUUUCUUUUCUUUCUAUGUUCAGCCUGGUUCUUGCUUGUUGUUAUGACAUAUGUCCUUUUUCUCUCUGUUUAUGAUCAGUAUCUAUCAUUCUUGUCACCCAAGUCCUCUGGCUUUAGCUUCCCUACUUUUUCUCUUUUGUGGGGAUGUAUGUCAACUAUACUUGAACUGUCUCCUCUUUAGAGAACUGUCCAUUGUUCAAUUACAGUUUUGCCUGACAAUCUUUCUAGCUGGCCCUUCCCUAGUAAAUUAUUUUUUACUCUAGUUGGUCCUUGGCCUUUUCAAUUGUUGGCCUAGACCCUAGGUUUCUAUUAUCAUUGAGCACUAAAAUGAGAACCAAGUGACUAUCAUUGUUUUGAAAAGUCUGAUUUAAUCUGGGUUUAGUUGUUCUAACCCAUUAAUUCAGAGAGGGUAUUCAUGUUAAUAGAAACAAAUCAGUCUGUGAAUUUCAUUUCACUUUCAAGAGAUUUCCUUUCUUUUGCACAACAUUAAUCUCCUUCAUACGCAGUCCAUUUUCUUUGUUAAAGUGAACUCUAGAUAUUCAUCAGUUCUCUUAUUACAGCUGCUAAAUAAUAAUGUCUUUAUUUUCUGACAUUUUAUACAGAUCAGUAUUUACUUGUUUAACAUUUCGCUCUUCGUUCAUCAACAUUAAACAUCUAAAAAUAUUCAGUGCUUCCAAAGAGUACAUAUAGCUCUUUGGUGACUAAGUGUUUAACUUGCUAAAGCUAUAUAUUUGAAUAUAUCCGGGAGACUUUUCUGACAGUCUGGACAGAUUUCAAUAAAGUUCUCUUCAGUUUUCCCUUGUUCCUGAAAAGUCCAACAUACCUGUUAUGUACCGUUGCGAUUUUCUGCAAAGUCAAUAUUAUGAAAUUAUUACUCAUUGCCAUCUCUGUUCUCCUACUUCCCCACCUUAACUCUGGAACUAGUAUCUCUAGUGCUCCUCCAACAAUUUUUAGACUUUUCCAAGCCCUAGCUUAGCUUUGUCCACAUAUCAUUAUCUCCAACAACAGUGUUCUGGUCUGUCAACUUCUUUGGCAAUUAUUAUUUCUUCUUUGUUCUAAAAUUAGACAUUUUUGUUGUGAAUGGUGUAUGACAUAGAAUGCUUAGAAAGGAAGAAGACAGAACUGAUAUGCGAGGAAAGUUCUUUACACAGAGGGUGGUGGGUGCCUGGAAUGCGUUGCCAGCGGAGCUGGUAGAUGCAGACAUGUUAGCGUCUUUUAAGAUAUAUUUGGACGGGUACAUGGAUGGGCAGGGAGCAAAUGGACACAGACCGUUAGAAAAUAGAGGACAGGUUAGACAGAGGAUCUUGAUCGGCGCAGGCUUGGAGCGCUGAAGGGCCUGUUCUUGUGCUGUAGGGUUCUUUGUUCUUUGAUUCCUUUCAUUCCCAGUUGCCUCCAACCCACCUCCCAAAAGUAACACUUAAUCUGAAUUGCAAUAAGUGAGGUAUGGUACAAAAAUUGCAAGCAGAAAGGUGCGUUAGAUGAGAGAAGAAAAUGCCAAUGUUGGGAAUUUAUAAAGAAUAAUCAAAAAGAGGUAAUGAAGAUUGAGGAAUUGUGAGUUUCUUAAUUAUUUUUAUAUUAAAAUUAUUCUGGGCAAGUUGUAGUGGCUGUACUUUAAUAAUUUGAGGUAUAGAAAUAGACGUUGCAUUAUUUGCAAUGAAAUCUUGUUCUGGGUUUAGGUUGACAUUGAUUAGUUGUUGAAAUGGGGUGAAAAUAGUGGCUAACUAACUAUACCUAUUUCUAUCAGAGGUAAUGGGAACUGCAGAUGCUGGAGAAUCCAAGAUAAUAAAGUGUGAGGCUGGAUGAGCACAGCAGGCCAAGCAGCAUCCCAG